AUGCGUGCCAGACCCGCACACGCACAUCCAUCAGAGUCAGCUCAGCCGUUGGAUGCUCAUUGGGCACUCACAGGAAACGAGCCGGAUCCGGCGUGUUACACACUGACACUAGUUACACCUCUCUCUCCUCUCUCCCUGGUUGAACAGAAAUCGCUGAAGGCAGCACUUGCAGAGUUGCAGCUGAGACGAGGAGAACACAAUCAAAUAAAUGAGCCUAUGAGCUUUACCAAUCAUUGUUCUCAUGCACUAUCGAAAUGCGGAACAGUCGGUCCAUCUCUCUUCAUCUCAACCCUCUUGAAAGCUUGUAGAACAAUCCGAAACCUCGAACAAGUUCACGCACAGAUUAUUCAAAAGGGUAUAGAACAAGAUAACUUUGUAAUUUCCCAGUUCGUUUGUCGUUGCAACUCAUUCUCCAACAUAGGAUACGCUUCAAGUGUUUUUGAUCGCGUUUGUGAGCCAAAUGUCUAUCUUUGGAACUCUGUCAUUAAAGGAUAUCGUGAUCGUUCCUCUGUUAAUGAGACCAUUUCUAUUUUUAAUCGCAUGAAAUCGUCUAAAGUUACUCCCGAUGAAUUCACGUUUCCUUCUUUGAUCAAGGCGUGCUCGAGUGUGUCUGCGAUUAGGGAAGGUAGGGCAAUUCACGGCUCGAUAGUGAGAUAUGGAAUAGACACGAACAUUUUUGUUAGUACGAGUUUGAUUGAUUUGUAUGGGAAGUGUCGUGAGAUUGAAUGUGCUCGAAAGAUUUUUGAUGGGAUGUCUUGCAGGAAUGAGUUUUCUUGGACGGCUAUGAUUGUUAGUUACAUGAUUUUGGGGGAUUUAGCUGCAGCUGGAAAGCUUUUUAACCAAAUACCAUGUCGGAAUCUUGCAUCCUGGAAUGCGAUGAUUGGUGGGUAUGUGAAGUUUGGUGACUUGACGAGUGCUAAGAAUCUGUUUGAUCAAAUGCCAGAGAAGAAUGCGGUUUCCUUCACAUCAUUGAUAUGUGGGUAUGCCAAGGCAGGUGAUAUGGCUUCUGCACGAUUUCUAUUUGAUCAAUCUCCAGUUAGAGAUAUUGUAUCGUGGUCUGCUUUGAUAUCGGGCUAUGUGCAGAAUGGUAAACCAAAUGAGGCUGUGAAGAUCUUCUUUGAGAUGCAUUCAAAAAAUGUUAGACCGGAUGAAUUUGUUAUGGUGAGCUUAAUGUCUGCAUGUUCCCAAGUUGGUAGUUUGGAACUAGCCAAAUGGAUUGAUUCUUAUGUGGUCCAGAACUUGAUGGAUCUUCGUCAAGCUCAUGUUACUGCAGCUCUCAUAGACAUGAAUGCCAAGUGUGGGAAUUUGGAAAGGGCAUCCUAUUUGUUUGAGGAGAUGCCAAAACGAGAUCUUUUCUCGUAUUGUUCUAUGAUUCAGGGCCUGUCAAUUCAUGGGCUUGGGGAGCAGGUUGUCAGGCUCUUUGCUCGAAUGCUUGAUGAAGGCUUGAUUCCUGAUGAUGUAGCUUUCACAGUUGUCCUUAAUGGUUGCAGCCAUGCAGGCCUUGUUGAAGAGGGUUGCUUUUACUUUAAUUCCAUGAAAAAUGACUACUCCAUAACUCCUUCUCCAGAUCACUAUGCCUGUAUGGUUGAUCUUCUUGGAAGAUCUGGGAAUUUAGAAGCAGCUUAUGACCUCAUAAAAUCAAUGCCUGUGGAACCACAUGCUGGUGCCUGGGGUGCAUUGCUUGGUGCAUGUAGGCUACAUUCUGAUAUUGAGCUUGGGGAGGCGGUGGCAAGCCGGCUUUUCAAGCUUGAACCUCACAGUGCAGGUAGUUAUGUGCUAUUGUCAAACAUUUAUGCAGCUGCAGAUAGGUGGUUGGAUGUUUCUAAUGUGAGGAACAUGAUGCGGGAGAAGGGGAUCAGAAAGAUUCCUGGUGUCAGUUGGAUUUAGUAUUUGAGGUUGUGUCAUGGAAAAUUCUGAAGAACAGUACAGACACCUUUGGAUUAUUCCUUAAAAAUCCUGAAAACUUUUUCCAUACAGGCUUCGCAAAGAUCAUCACCUUCUUAAGACAGUAGCUCAGUGUCACUUUCUCUUAGAGAUUGGCUAAAGGUGGCUGGCUGAGUGAAUCAUCUGGAUAGUUGAUUUGGUGGUUCGUGACAUGAGGUAUUCCUUUAAUUUCUGAACUUCUAGACUCAAAAUAUGGAGAUUAUGGGACUUACGCGUCUUUUCGUACCUCUAUUUCUACACGGUUCAUGAUGUGCUUAACUUUCAUGGUUAAAUGUGUUGCCAUGGUGAGCAGGUUGUCCAUGGCAAGCAUAUAAAAUGCAAGUUCAUCUGAUUAUGCAUUAUUUGGUUUUCAAUUGUUUAUCUUUUGUAGCUUCUCUGGAAGACUUCAGCACUGAAAGAGCUGAUGGCACCAUUAAUGCAAAGGAGUUCCCUUGUUCUU
This is a messenger RNA of Telopea speciosissima, 2383 nucleotides long. Its product is annotated as putative pentatricopeptide repeat-containing protein At5g37570. NCBI's taxonomy places the organism in Eukaryota, Viridiplantae, Streptophyta, Magnoliopsida, Proteales, Proteaceae. Gene Ontology annotation, biological process: RNA modification. The record is from RefSeq and is a predicted model, not a curated record. The transcript has a single exon. The coding region runs from base 1 to 1887 and encodes 628 amino acids. Gene Ontology annotation, molecular function: protein binding; RNA binding.